GAAUAGGUUCAUUUUAGUUGAAUUUUUAUAACGUAUUAUAAUAGUCAAUUGUUAGAAGUUAAUUAAGCAAUUGUUGAAUGUAAAAUAUAUUUUAUUUAUGUAUUUGAUUAUUUAAUUAUUAUUUAAUGUUUUUUUAAACAGAAUAUUAUAGGACGAUGUUUGAUAUUAUUAGUCAGAGAUCAAUUUAGUAAUGUUUGUUUCUCAUUUUAUUGCACUCAACGAUGACUAAAUAUCCUAAUCAUUCAACCUAAACCACCAAAAUUAAGCUACAACUAGCUUAUGACGCUCGAGAUAUAACACAGCUAUAAAGAAGCCAAUUCAACAACUACACAAAGAUCAUAAACACAACAACUUCACAAUCACCACCUCUCUAUUUAAACACCAUUGCCCACAUCUCACAUACUCAUCAAACAUAAUUAAAUCUGUUCAAAAUCUUCUUCCAACACACCUGCAGCGCUCCAUGAUGAUGAUUAAGCAAUCACCAUUCUUGCUUUUAACAGCAAUCUUCUUGUUCACAGUUUUUGUUUUCGCAGAAGCACUUGAUCCUGCACCUGAAGACCCCGUUUUCGAACUCUACAUGCACGACAUACUUGGAGGAGGCAGCCCCACAGCGAGGCCCAUCACGGGUUUGCUCGGCAACAUAUACAACGGUCAAGUUCCUUUCGCAAAGCAGAUUGGUUUCACUCCUCCAGAAAACGGUAUAGCCAUACCCAAUGCAAACGGUGCACUCCCAACGGUUAACGGUAUCAACGGUGUACCUCUCGGGACAGGCUUGUCUGGUACAGCUUACUCUGGUCAGAACCUGAACGGGAUCCAGACUCAGCUAGGUCCUGAUGGUCUGAGUCUCGGGUUUGGUACCAUAACCGUGAUCGAUGACAUACUCACAUCUGGUCCUGACUUGGGUUCUCAGCCGCUUGGUAAGGCCCAAGGAGUUUAUGUUGCAAGCUCUGGAGAUGGAAGCACACAGAUGAUGGCUUUCACAGCUAUGCUUGAAGGUGGAGAGUACAAUGACAACCUCAACUUCUACGGAAUUUACAGGAUAGGAAGCGCCAUGUCGCAUCUGUCAGUGACUGGAGGAACAGGUAGGUUCAAGAAUGUUUGUGGGUUUGCAGAGGUCAGGCCAUUGAUUCCAUCUGGUCAACAUUUUGUGGACGGAGCAGAGUCUUUGCUGAGGAUCAUUGUCCAUCUUAAGUACUAAACAAAACAUUAAAGGAGCCUUACAUAAAGACUUUAAGAAAAUUGUGCAUGUCUGUAUGUGUCUGAAUGUUCUUGUUUUGUUGUUGUACGUAAAUCACAGAAAUCUCUGAAAUUUAUAAUAUAAGAAUUCCUGUUUGGCUUUAA
Molecule: messenger RNA, 1341 nt
Organism: Brassica napus (rape)
Lineage: Eukaryota; Viridiplantae; Streptophyta; Magnoliopsida; Brassicales; Brassicaceae
Product: dirigent protein 16-like
Exons: 1
Coding region: 461-1198 (245 amino acids)
Source: RefSeq, a predicted model, not a curated record